AUGACGGCGAAGAUACACCCGAACGUCGCCGUGCCGCCGUCCCUCGGCCAGCAGCCGCCGGUGGUGGCGCCGGCGCCGGCGCCAGCGCCGGCCGACGAGGAGCCGGUCACUCUGACGGUGUGGCGCAAGUCGCUGCUGUUCAACGGCAGGGGGUUCACGGUGUUCGACGCCCGCGGCGACCUGGUGUACCGCGUGGACAGCUACGCGUCCGACUCCCGCGCGGAGGUCGUGCUCAUGGACGCCGCGGGCUGCCCCGUGCUCACCCUCCGCCGCUGCAGGAAGCUGAUCGGCCUCGGGCUGGGGUCCGACCAGUGGCUGGUGUACCCGGGCGAUGACACCCGGCGCCUGCCGCCGCUCUACGCCGUGAAGCGGGCGGCGCAGUACAUGCGCGGCGGCGGGGGCGGCGGCGGCGCCAAGUCCAUGGCGCACGUCGCGGCGUGCUCUGGCGGAGCCGCCGCCAAAACCGGCGCCGGCGGGUACGAGGUGGAGGGGUCGUACCUGCGGCGGCGCUGCACGGUGUACGACGAGCGGUGGCGGGCCGUGGCGGAGGUGCUCCCCAAGGAGGCGGUGGGCUCGGACGUGUUCCGGCUGGUGGUGCAGCCCGGGAUGGAGGUGUCGCUGGCCAUGGCCGUCGUCCUCGCGCUCGACCAGAUGUUCGGCAAGCCGUCCCUGCUCAGGAGCUGGUCCUCCUAG
Molecule: messenger RNA, 693 nt
Organism: Miscanthus lutarioriparius
Lineage: Eukaryota; Viridiplantae; Streptophyta; Magnoliopsida; Poales; Poaceae
Source: the annotation of a GenBank genome assembly